ACCACAAUUCAUUGUAGGAAAACUUGAUAAAGGAACCUAGUUUAUAACUUCUAAUGUAGGUGAUUAUUUGAUUGUCGGAAAUAAUGUGGAUUUAUGCAGCAUUCGUACUGUAUUCCCUAUCGCUAUCUUCAGGAAUUAAUGGCCAAAGCGUGGUGUGUCCGGAUGACGUCACAAUGACUGUGACUUCAGUGCAAGAUGAGGUAGCAGUAUCUUGGGCUGACCCAACACCGGAUGGUACACCGUUGAUGAUGGAGUCGUCACGUACCAACGGAUCAAUGUUUGGUGUAGGUAGACACGCUGUACUCUACACCGUCGAUUACACAGGCGGUGUUUCAGUGAUGUGUUUCUUCUAUGUCAUUAUCACAGCCGAUGAUGGCAGGGCAGGACCCAACAUCAACCGAUGUCCAACCAGUCGCACUCCCCAGACCUAUGAAGCAUUCAACAAUGUGAACUGCAGUCUUCCGUACGAUCCACCGUUUGUUAGUCAGACAAUGGUGACCUUCACCUCUACACACACUCCUCAAGAUACAUUCGAAGUGGGGACAUACCACGUGGUCUACACAUUUACCAACGUACAGGGAUUCGUAUCUGAAUGCGUGAUACCCAUCACUGUUACACGUAAGUGUGUUUCAUGUUUCCAUUGUAAUAAAUGUCGGCCUAAUAUUAUAGAUUAAAUUUCCAAAAUAUGCUUAUUCCGCUUUUGAUGGAAAUAAAGUUACCAACGUUACAAUUUUUUACCCGUCGACAGGGGAAAUUUUUCUGCCAACAUUUUAUGCACAGAAGUAUGUACAAAUAUGUCAAAUGGAUGCUCCGGGCUGAAAAUAUCUGAAUAAAUAGAGUAAAAUUUACAGAGCAAAAUGCCGAAUUUUUUUAAAAAUCAAAAUCGGAUAUCAAAUAAUAAAGUCAUUGAAUUCUAAAGUUUAGCAAUAUUUUGUGAAAACAGUUAUAUGCAGGUCAUCAUUAAUAUUCAUUAGGUUGGUUGAUGAUGUCACAUCACCACUUUCCUUUUUUUAAAAUGUUAUUACAUGAAAUCAUGCACUCAAUCAGUUGUCAUUCCAAUUUUUCAGUUCUUGGAGAAAAAAAAUGAAUAAACUUAAUUUCAUAUAAUGAAAUAAAAAAGAAUUAGUGUGGAUAUGACAUCAUCCAUUUGCUCAUUGAAUAUUCAUGACAACAUGCCUAGAACUGUUUCACUGGAAAAUGCAAAUCUUUAAAGUGUCAUAACUUCGUUAAAUUCCUUGUCCGACUUUAAUCAAAUUUUCAGAAUUUUGUUUCUCUGAUUUUUCUUUAUCUCUUCAAAUCAUAUUUAAUUCAGCCUGGAGUAUCCCCUUCAAACAAAUGUGUGUUAUUGGGAAUAUAUAGCUGGAUUUAGCGCCGUUUAGAUUUAAAUCUUUGCUCCUGUUUAGACUGUGAUCUUUUCUAUAAUUUAUAGAUGAAUAAGCAUUGGCACUUUGGCUUCAAGAUGUUUCUUAUGUUUUAAUAUAAUUUGCAAUCGUUUUUUGAAGCUAUUAUGAUUUUUCAUCACCAAUUACUGGAUAGAACUUUGAUUAAAUUCACUAACGAGAAGACGGUUCUGUGAACGUUGCUAGCCUUAUAGGCUUUAUACCAGUAUGAAGGCCCUGGAUGCCUCAGGGUAUACAGCUCAAUGUAAUUCUUAAUGAUGCCAAACGUCGACUUUUUGUAUUCUUAUUUCCUUAACUAAACUAUAAGUUAUAACUUGAUCUAUCUAUCUGUAUCAUUGUAUAAUGAUACUUUAAUCAAAAUAAACUACUACAUGAAUGUCAUAAAGAGGAAGAGACAGUAUUCUCAUUUGUUUUCAUUUCGCAUUUCCAUUAUGCAUUAGGUAUUCAUUCAUCAUCUUUCUAUAAUCAAUUUGCACUCCCUUUAAUUUCAAACCAAUAUGUCACAAAUUCCUUCAUUUUUGCACAAUCACUGGAUAUAUUUUUAGGCUCGAUGAUCAAACGUUGUAU
Molecule: messenger RNA, 1967 nt
Organism: Lytechinus pictus (painted urchin)
Lineage: Eukaryota; Metazoa; Echinodermata; Echinoidea; Temnopleuroida; Toxopneustidae
Product: sushi, von Willebrand factor type A, EGF and pentraxin domain-containing protein 1-like
Exons: 3
Coding region: 84-674 (196 amino acids)
Source: RefSeq, a predicted model, not a curated record